Molecule: messenger RNA, 1524 nt
Organism: Alternaria burnsii
Lineage: Eukaryota; Fungi; Ascomycota; Dothideomycetes; Pleosporales; Pleosporaceae
Product: sequence-specific dna binding rna polymerase ii transcription factor
Exons: 3
Coding region: 1-1524 (507 amino acids)
Biological process (GO): regulation of DNA-templated transcription
Molecular function (GO): DNA-binding transcription factor activity, RNA polymerase II-specific; zinc ion binding
Source: RefSeq, a predicted model, not a curated record
AUGCCAAAAAGGUCGGCAGGUUGCUUUGAGUGCAGGAAGAGGAAAGUACGAUGCGACGAGACCAAACCAGAAUGCAAUACUUGCGUGAGGCGCGGAACAAAAUGUCCUGGAUACCGGCCGACGCAAGCCUUCAUUCUUCAUAAUUUUGAUGCACAGGGGGAGAAGCCGGCUCUCAUCAAAGAGGAUGAGAACCGCUACAGAUACGCAAAUCAAGCUUCGUCAAGCUCAACAGACGCUGGAAAUCUCCCAGGAAAUGUUCUCGUACGCCGAGAGGAGUUGCAAACGGAACCUGUUGAUGCGCCUCUUCCCAAGCAGGUCAGCGCAGUUGCCGCCGACAGAAUACAGCACCUAGGCACCUUCAUUGCGCUGUAUUUGCCCAGAGCUGAAGGCCCAGCACUGCCACCUCCAUCAGCCCUAAUGCUUGGCUUACCUACUAUGCCCGCAAACAGUCCAGUACUGAUGGCUGCGAUCGAUGCAUUAUCUGCAGCACAAUUAGCAGUGAACAACAGAAAUCAUCCGCUCAUCCAUCGCUCAAGAUCACUUUACGGCACAGCGCUGAGCCAGAUGAUGCGCGCGAUCCAAGAUCCAGUCACAGCCUUGAAAGACGAAACGCUGCUAUCAACGUAUAUGCUCACGCUCUAUGAAGUUUUUGUGGGUGUCACACAAGGCCAUGGAUUCUUUUACCAUGUUCAAGGCCUGUUGCAUCUGUUAAGGCAGCGUGGGCCAGCUUCUUUUGAGAGCCGAUUGAGCAUGCAAAUUUUCCAUGCCAUACGGUACAACUCGUUGAGUAUCGGCUAUCACAUGCGGAAGGCCUCGAUGUUGGACAGCCCAGAAUGGCUGGCAGUGACAGCCAAAGCGGCCAAAGUGGAUCCAUAUGUUGCUCUGAACGAUAUCUGUAUACACAUCCCACGACUUCUAGAGCGUACAGACAAAAUUGCUAGGCCAGGGUGCCCACAAGAAGAGAUAGAUACUCUUAUCGAGGAUUCACAACAAAUCGCAAAUCGUGCUUUCGAGUGGCUCUCGACUUUCGAAAGAAAUGGUCCGCGAUACGACAUGGUAGACAUAGCAUCGAUGGAAGGCUUCUUGGAUAUCUGCGCAGACCGCGUGUUCGAUCCGAUAUUCUACUUCCAUUAUUUUGGCGCUGGCAUCUGCUACUUGAUCUACAAUAUGAGCAUGUUGAUCAUGCAAGGAAACACAUUCAAGCUCCUCCGUCAGCAUCGACAGCUCGAUAUAAAGCAACUUUACAUGUGGGACCGGCAACUCAGCAGCUAUGCAGAUUCAAUCUGUCGGAGCGUACCGUACAAUUGUCGACCCGUUACCGGAUAUACUGCGAAGUUCGGAUCGUUAACCCCGCUUAUGGUUGCGAGGAAGUACUAUGAGAUGAAGGGAGCUCAAACUGAAGCAGCGUGGUGCGGCAAGGUCUAUAUGGGCGCAAGAGUACCAGAGCUGUAUCAAGCGCCGAUAGCUUUGGAGCCAUUUGAAGAGGUCAAGAAGACUGUGCAGGGUAAUCCGCGAUUUAUAUGA